AUGCAAAGGACUGACUUGCCCUUAGAUCCCAAACAGGCAGCUGCUAUAGAAAGACGUAGGCUUUUUGAGAAAGAAAGAAAGGCUCGUUUUUUUGAUGAAAGGACUAGACUAAUUGGAGUUGAUGAGCGCGCGCUUGCACAACAAGUAAGAGAACGAAAAGAAUAUGAGGAAAAUGAGCGCUGCAGAGAGGUGGCCUAUGCUAAAGAAGCAGAAAAGUACGACAAAAUUGCCAUUCUUCUGGAGAAAAGGCAAAAAAGAGAUCAAAAGGAGUUAAACCGGGCUCUGAAUGAGUUCCGAUUUAUACACCAGCCGCCGAGCUCCCGUCGCGAAUUCGAUCUAAAUGAUCCAGAAUCAAAGAAGAAGGAUCGGCCAGCCCGUGUCUCAGAUGAUGAUCCUAGAUGCGGGGUUUCUUCAAUGCAGAAAUUUGUUGGCGAAGAUCUAACAAAAAAAUCAAGGGACAAAUAUCAACGUGAACAGAUGCAGUGCUGGUUUCAGCAUCAGAUGGAAGAACGCAAUGCUGCUAAUUGUGCCAGGCAACAUGAUGAUCACCUCCAUGAUCUGUACCGUCGAGAGAUGGAUCAGCGUGCCUGCCAACUAGCGAAGGCGGAGGAGGAGUGUCGACGGGCCGUAAACACGGCCCUCCGUCGCUACAACGAGGUCCUUGCUGCUGAACGAGCCGAGCAGGAGCGCGUGAGGAGACUGCAGGAGCAGGGUGCGAAUGCCAUCGAGAUUGCCAACUGCAUCAACUCCGACCUGCUCACUGAGAAUCCUGCACAGGCAAUUUCAGCUUUUGGCCCGCAUCGCAUUUGCCCCGAUCGCUACAAGGGAUUCUCUCCUGAACAACUGGCGGAAAUCCGUCAACAACAAGUGCUACAAAUUAAAGAAAAAAUUCGCAUGAAAGAGGAGCAGAAAAGAAUGAACGCUGAAUUUGACUGUGAGCGUGCAAGGACCGGAAAGUUGAGUCUUCUCAUGGAGCGUCAGCUAGAGCGACUCGCGCGCGAUUACCGGAAGCAAAUUGCCCGAGACAAUUUGGUCAUGGCAAGAGAUCACAAAGCCUUUCAAAAGUAUCUCAAGGAAGAGGUAUACACAAAUCUGCCAACCGAGGCCUUCUUUGCGCAGUUCAACACAUCCACUCGUUAG
This is a messenger RNA of Mesocestoides corti, 1140 nucleotides long. NCBI's taxonomy places the organism in Eukaryota, Metazoa, Platyhelminthes, Cestoda, Cyclophyllidea, Mesocestoididae. The record is from the annotation of a GenBank genome assembly.